AUGCGCGACGCUCGCCUAUCAUCUGCAUCUCCGGCUCAAAUUCUGCCCGCCUCGGCGUUCGGCACUGUUCGCGACACGCUCCAUCUUGUUUAUCACCAUAACAAGAAUCAGCACCAAAGUACCAAAUGGUUCAAGUGGCUGGGUAUACUAAGGCGACAGACUCAUAAACUGAUCGUCGAGCUCCAGGCUGCUGAGCACCACGGCCAUCUCGAUUUGACCUUCGACGACCAUGAGGCCAAAAGUAUACGGGAUGCUAUGAUCCAUUUGGAUCGGGACAUCGUGCCUCGAUGUUACGGGGCAUUCUCAAGUGUCAUCCUGGACAAACAAUUCUCCGCAAUGGGCAUGGUGUUACUAGCUGCGUUAGCCGAAAUAUCCGGACUUAUCAAUAAAUCAGGACUUGACUAUGCUUCUUGCCAUCCCUCACUGAAAUCCGAGGCAUUCCAUACAGUUCAUGAUACCGGUGUGGCUACACUACAGCAUGGUCAUCGUAGUCAGGAGGAUAUCGGGGAAUUAGUUGGUCGCUCUGAGAUUAGUGAAAGUCUACCGCCUAGGAAACGAGGGGGAGAAGUGAACGAGACUGAGCCACACAUCUCCGUAAAAGGGCCAGGCCCCCAAGCCAACAAGGGGCGAAAAAGAGGAUUGGGUCAAGAAGACCGUGAGACACGAGGCACUUUGAUGCAAGAAUCACCAGGCGGGGAAAAUCCACAAGCUCCUGACAAAGUAGAAGUGGAAAACCACAGCUCGAAAUUAAGAAAGAAAAAGAGGAGGAAGAAAGGCAAUGCGAUUGAUGAUAUCUUUGGCGAUUUGGGUUGA
Molecule: messenger RNA, 813 nt
Organism: Uncinocarpus reesii 1704
Lineage: Eukaryota; Fungi; Ascomycota; Eurotiomycetes; Onygenales; Onygenaceae
Exons: 2
Coding region: 1-813 (270 amino acids)
Biological process (GO): nuclear-transcribed mRNA catabolic process, RNase MRP-dependent; maturation of 5.8S rRNA from tricistronic rRNA transcript (SSU-rRNA, 5.8S rRNA, LSU-rRNA)
Cellular component (GO): ribonuclease MRP complex
Molecular function (GO): rRNA primary transcript binding
Source: RefSeq, a predicted model, not a curated record